Molecule: messenger RNA, 1184 nt
Organism: Solea senegalensis (Senegalese sole)
Lineage: Eukaryota; Metazoa; Chordata; Actinopteri; Pleuronectiformes; Soleidae
Gene: dck
Product: deoxycytidine kinase
Exons: 7
Coding region: 151-966 (271 amino acids)
Biological process (GO): nucleobase-containing compound metabolic process
Cellular component (GO): mitochondrion; cytoplasm
Molecular function (GO): deoxycytidine kinase activity; ATP binding
Source: RefSeq, a predicted model, not a curated record
GGGGCGGAGGCAUGUCUGUGCAAACCGCCGCUUUCUGACGUUUGUUGCCGCCAAAGCUUAAAAAACGAGGCUUAUCCCGCGGUGCAGCAGCUGUACCACCGUCAACAAUUACCGUUCUCUUUAUCUGAAGACUUUUUUUGUUUCGCGAACAUGUCUGUUACUCCGAAGAGACGCUGUCCCGAAUCACUGGACGACUCUAUGAACGAUUCAAUGAACGACUCAAUGGAGAAAAGGAUAAAGCGGAUUUCAGUGGAGGGAAACAUUGCGGCGGGCAAAUCCACGUUUGUGCGCCUUUUGCAGCAAGAGAACCCGGACUGGGAUGUAGUACCAGAGCCCAUCGCCAGGUGGUGCAAUGUUCAAACAAACGGUGACGACUUUGAGGAGCUGACCACGUCUCAGAAGAGCGGAGGGAAUGUCCUGCAGAUGAUGUAUGAGAAACCCGAGCGGUGGGCCUACACGUUCCAGAGCUAUGCCUGCAUCAGCAGGGUGCGCUCCCAGAUCAGGUCGGCCAAUGGGAAGCUGCGGGAAGCUGAGAAUCCUGUGCAGUUCUUCGAGCGAUCCAUCUACAGUGACAGGUACAUCUUUGCAGCCAACCUGUAUGAGGGCGAGUGUCUGAGUGAGACCGAGUGGUCUGUGUAUCAGGACUGGCACGGGUGGCUGCACAGCCAGUUUGGCAAGCACAUCGAGUUGGAUGGUAUCAUCUACCUCAGAGCUUCACCUGAGAAAUGUUUAGAGAGACUGCACCUGAGAGGCAGAGAAGAAGAGCAGGACAUCCCUCUGGAGUAUCUGGAGAAGCUCCACUUUAAACACGAGAGCUGGUUACAGCACAGGACCAUGACCAUGGAGUUUGAUUAUCUGAGCGACGUGCCGAUCUUGACCAUGGACGUAAACGAAGACUUUAAGGGAAAUGACACUAAAGGGGCCGACAUGAUUGAGAAGGUCAAGGAGUUCUUGAGCACGUUGUAAUCCUGGGAAUAAAGAAGAGGAGAGAACUAAUAAUAUGCCCCAACAAUGACAACUCUUUUUUUUAUUAUUAUUUUAUGAUCUAACCUGUAGCAAUUUGUUAAAAUCUUUUUAUGACUAUUUUUUUUUAAAUGUGUUGUAUAUUUAUCUGUGUUAUUGUGUGCAAAUGAACUUUGGUUUUAACUCCUGAUAAUAAACUUGAAAUACUUUUUUUUAUUGUU